Linderina pennispora is the source of this 1140-nucleotide messenger RNA. RefSeq names its product Brix-domain-containing protein. Gene Ontology annotation, molecular function: rRNA binding. Gene Ontology annotation, biological process: ribosomal large subunit assembly; maturation of LSU-rRNA from tricistronic rRNA transcript (SSU-rRNA, 5.8S rRNA, LSU-rRNA). The record is from RefSeq and is a predicted model, not a curated record. Gene Ontology annotation, cellular component: nucleolus. NCBI's taxonomy places the organism in Eukaryota, Fungi, Kickxellomycota, Kickxellomycetes, Kickxellales, Kickxellaceae. Bases 44 to 961 code for a protein of 305 amino acids. The transcript has 2 exons.
CUCAGCUUUCCGUUCCACACAAUUCGACAUAUCCUACACCAAAAUGCUCCUGCAACCCAAAGCAAAGAAUGCGCGCUCGAAGCGGUUUCUGACGAACCGGGCGCCGAAGGUGGUGGAGAACGCAAAGACGGCGAUAUUUGUGCGCGGCAGUACAACGAGCCAGGUGAUCCUGGACACGCUAAAGGACCUGUACGCGCUGAAGAAGCCCGAGGCGAUCAAUUUCACAAAGAAGAACGAGAUGCAUCCGUUUGACGACGAGACGGGGAUCGAGUUUUUUGCGCGCAAGAACGACAGCUCGCUGUUCGCCGUGGGCAUGCACUCGAAAAAGCGGCCGCACAACCUGAUCCUGGGCCGCACGUUCAACUUCCAGAUCAUGGAUAUGAUCGAGCUGGGCGUGGAGCGGUGCACGCCGAUGCGCGAGUUCCGCACGCAAGCGUGCGCUAUUGGCAUGAAGCCCCUGAUGGUGUUCAAUGGGGAGGCGUUUGGAACCGACCCGCAGCUGGUGCGGCUGAAGAGCAUUCUGCUGGACUUCUUCCGCGGUGAGGACGCAGACAUGGUGUCGCUGAAGGGGCUGGAGUACGUGAUUACGGUGACGGCUGGGCCGGCGGGCGCCAAUGGCGAGACGGGGCUGGUGUUUUUCCGGGCGUACACGACGCAGCUGAAGAAGUCGGGGGUGCGGCAGCCGCGCGUGGAGCUCGAGGAGAUGGGCCCGGCGCUGGAUCUGCGGGUCAGGCGCGUGCGGCAGCCGGCCGAGGACAUGUGGAAGCAGGCGUGCAAGGUGCCCAAGGAGCUGAAGCAGGUCAAGGUCAAGAAUAUCUCGCGGGACGGACUUGGCGACAAGUACGGGCGGAUCCACCUGGGCAAGCAGGACAUUAACAAGAUCCAGACGCGCAAGGUCAAGGCGCUGAAGAAGAAGCUGGACGACCGCCCGGCCAAGAAGCAGAAGACAGCUGCUGAGUAGGCCUUGUAGGAGGUGAUUUCUUAAUCAAGCUUCGCAUGCAUGGACGGAUGUCCCACAUCCGCGCUGGCAUGCGAGGGAGGAGUAUUAACAGGUAGCAUUCGAAAUCUGUUGUGAAUCAUACCGAUGAAGCCCAGGAAAACAGGCCGGAGCUCAACAGAAUAAAAAGCGCUCAAUCAGCU